AUAAACCGCAAUGGAGCAAAAUAUGGGCGUGUGUGGUUAAAGGAUGUGUUUGCGCGUGCAUGUGCGCGCGCGGGGGUGGCGUGAACAUUUUUCUUGUAAAACAAAGGGGGGCCUGGCAAAAAAGUUUGGGAACCACUGAGUUAGGAAAACAUAACAUUUGAAGACAAGUCUCGAAAAAGUACUACAAUACGUUAUUAUUAGUAUUAAUAGCUAUUACUGCUCACAAACCCGCCUACAAUACGAGCCAAAUACGUGAGAGCUCGCUUUUAUGGAUUCAGUGGUGUUUUUGCCGCUGUGGAAAGUGGACAUCACAGCAGAGGACGGAACAUUACAGUCACGCAGGGGUUUCCCUUAUAUCAGCUGAGCACCGGACUGUACCAUUACCCUGCCUUAUGGGGGACACACUAGGGAAAACGGACACAGUUAAAAUAAUUACAUCCAAGUGUGCCCAGAAAUAAUAAUUAUCGGGAAGCAUUUAUACAUACAAACUUCGAUGUAAUUAAAGUUCACGAGCGCUGUAUUCAGAAUGUUCGGGAUUUGUCCGAAUACCACCCGCAAUUCGUGUAGGCUUCCAAAAAUGGCGGCGGUUUCUGUCAGUGUGGAGUGAAACUUUCCUAUUUUCAGCGAAAUUCUUCCUCCAUUCUAGCAUUUUGUCGACUGUAGUCGAGUGUUUAUUAAAGUAGGCAUCUUCGGAAGACACCGGCGUUUGACAGUCGUCGUCAGGACUGAGGGGGUGACUCUAAGCUCCGGUUUUGAGCACCAAAUCGCUGAGCUUCCUUCGAAGUUGACGGUAGCUGAGUGCCUGACAUUGCGAUCAUAGCGACUGUUGUCAUCGUAUCGCUUAGCGCCGAGCCGUCAGGUGAGAUUGGACGUCGGUCGAUUAGCAGUAGAUAGCUUUGCGGCCAAAGGGCGUCGGAAACAAAGCGGUUGGUGUUUGUGUGUGUGGAUCGAGCCGGGGCAGAUUACAGAUCCCGAGGACGUGUCACGUCACCUGUCAGUUGGAAUAAAUAGGUGCUGUUGGAUGUCACCGCCACUCUGUGCCGCACUGAAUUUGGUUUGCUAGCGUCGUCCAUCCUGGCAAAUCAAAUGGAGAAGCUUCAGGACCUCAGCCAAUCAGAGCUACAGGAGCUCCUGGACAGUCCGGAGAGGGUGGAAUCGAUGGCUCUGGAGUCCGAUGAGAUCCAGAACAUCCAGCUGGAGAGAGAAAUGGCUUUGGCAUCAAAUCGCAGCCUGGCUGAGCAAAACCUGGACAUGAAGCCUCGCUUGGAGUCGCAGAAGGAGCUGCUGGUGGAGAGAUAUUCUCAACUAGAGGCAGUCAGAGAAACCUAUAGACAGCACUGCUCCCUGAAAGAUGGCAUGGCAGGUCAGGUGUCUCCAGAAGCGCUGUUCUCAAGACUACAGACAGAGGGCAGCAAAACAGAAGAAGAGUCAGAGGCUCUAGCAGAUGAGUUUCUGGAGGGAUCUCUUCCGCUGGACUCCUUCCUCGACCGAUUCCUCUCCCUGCGCUCACUCGCUCACAAAAGACGCGUACGGAUAGAGAAACUCCAAGAAAUCCUGCGACAGAGGAGCGAGGGCAAUGCCACCGCCAUGACGUCGUCAGCAUGCCUGAAAGAGGACUCUGCCACCCCGCUGUCACCGUGGGAUCAACAGACAACAACAGCAACGACGACGAAUCAACAGCAGCCGAGUUCCAAACCUCAGAACGCCUCUCAGCCCGUGUCCUCGUCUGCAGGGGGCUCAUCUGGGCUCCCCUACAGUCCGUACCCCGUGUCGGGCCCUACUCCUCCUGCUGUAGUGGCAGCAGCAGGUUCUGUUCCAGCCAAUGCCCCGUCACAGUUCCCUCCUUACCCAGGUCCCACUUCAGCUUUCCCUCCGGCAGGGAGCUACUCUGGCCCUAGCCCCCCUUUUGGGCCUCCAGCUUCGGCCAGCUGCCCUUACCCGGCCCAGCCCUCCUUUCCUUCGCCACAUCCGGGCUCAGCAUUUGGCCAGUACACCCCGAGCCACGCUCAGAGUGGCCCUGCGCCCUACCCGGCCUCCUACAGCUACGGGGGCUACAGCUACCCAUCUGGGCCAGCCUAUUCCAAUUCUCAGUCAGCAACAGGGAGACCCAUGUACAGACCGGGAUAUGGAGUUCCACAGCCGUACUCCUGAAAGCACUGCUGCUCCGCUGUCUCUCUUCUUCUUAAAUCUUUCCUCCUUUGCUGUCUCACCAUUUUCUCUUCCCUCACUCCUGCUCUCCUCGCCCUGUCCUUUCUCCGAUGCUCCCAGACUCAAGAGGUCUCUCGCUUUACUUUGUUGCACUAUUUCUCUAAUAUCAGUCUGUCUCUGUUUAUUUCUUUGCCCUUCCUUUGUCGACCCACCAACUCCCCCUACUCUGGUCUCAGGUUGUUGCGUUUGUGUUUAAGCGUUCAAACACUGUCUCUGGCUCACUCACCUUCUUCCUUCUGCACAUCGUUGUCUCCUCCCUCCUCUUCCAUGUCAUUUGUGUGUGUGUGUGUGUGUGUGUGUGUGUGUGUUGCUGUUUGGCAAUCAGAAAGUCCUUAUAGACACAAGUGCACUCCCCCUUAUGACAAAUACAUGGCAAGAAUCACACUCUGUGACAGUGUCCCCAUCCCCUGCCAUAGUCUGUGUGGUUCACAUUGUUUUCUGUGAGCACCGACGAGAUAUGGAAGCUUUAUGUUCUGCUUUGAUGACCUCUGGGCGUAAAUGAUGCCAUUAAAAAGGAGAAGGCCGGUACACAGUACGAUUCUUACAUGAAGUUAAAGUGCAGGGUUUGAAGUUCCCAUAUUCUUAUCUGUAGCUGCCCGGAUAUUCAGCUCUUCCAGUUGCAAGCGAAUGUGAACGCGGCCACUUUGUUUCCUUUAACCAAAGAAACUUCUGCUGAUGACACUGCUUUCAUUCCUCUUCCUUUCAUUAGUGUUGGACAGAGGAAGCAAACUGCAGCAAGAGAUGUCACAGUACUACGUUUGUAGUAGUGCACACCAAUGCCAGUAGCAGAUACCAGAGUAGAAACAGCCGGUGACUAUCUCAACAGCAGCAGCAGUGUGCGCACUGCCCCUUUAAAACAAGAGCCCACCGUGUGUAACCUACAGUACACUACACAGAAAAUACCACGUGUAUUUCCAGGUCACAGUACAUGUACAGCAUUUGGAAGCUACUGUAAGCAUUGGUGCUGCGACGUCCCCAGCUGCAGCUGUGUCAGCAGCUUCUCCUCUCAGCCCUGCUUAAAGCACUCGAAGAGGAAACAGGCAGACUUGGAAAAUUCUUCAGAUUCCUGAUCCCGACUGUGAUGUCCUUUCCUACUUUUCUGUAAAGUCAACAAACAUGUCUGUUUCUGUGAGUGGAAGCCUAGCUGGAGAACCGACACUGUAGGCAGGUUUCUGGUUUUCUCCACACAUCUUCACGAUCUUUUGUUUUGUAUUUUUCCAAUAAGUAAUUCAAAGGGAAACCCAGGAAGGGUCGCUUGUCAGAACGGUCACACUCUUGAUUUCCUUAUAAGCAUGUUUUAUCGUGGAGAAGCUGACACAAAGGGAUUAGUUGGUGUCACUCAUGUUGCUGAUUGGUCCACGGAGGCUCUCCAAAGUCAAGCUUUGUGUUGGCUUCAAACACUUUGGCACUGCAGACCAUCGUAGGUGAGGUGGAGGUGUUGAAGGGAAUUUAGUAUGUGUGUAUUUUUAAACUGAAGUGCCAACAUUGUGACAGGCAAACGCGUAAAUCUCACAUUUCUUUGGUGACGAGCUGUACCUUACAUCCCUCCAAGUGACUGAACUGAAUCUAAAGUGAUCUGGCACUCAGAAAUACUGCACCGCUAGAAAGCCCCAGAAAGCUGCAUUAGUGAAGCGAGCUCAGAGUUCAGGCGACUGAAUGAUGAUGAUGAUGUUAAAGAGGGGGAGGAAUCCCGGUGUGGUUGUGCAGCGGAGAGCGGUGUGCAGAAAUCCUUUUUGUUUCAGUGCAUGUCAGACACGCAAAGAGCAAAGUUGAACCUGCUGUUAAUCAAAACACGGUAAAUCUGUACCUGAAGACGGGCUGUGCAGGCUUCAGCUGAGAGCUGGCUAAUGCUAGGGCGAGCACUGUGCGGAUACAUUCAGUCAUUAUCGUAGUAGCCAGUGUGAGCCACGCUUCUUCAGAUGUUACAUGAUUUAGAAGAAGUUGGAUAUCAGCUGACUUCCCUGCCAAGGUCAAAGAUCACCUCUUCCUGCUUUAAGAGCUGUCGCUAAGACUGCUAGCACAAAGGCUUUCACAGUGGCAGUAGCAGGUGUUCAGUCAGUCAGCAAACAGUCACUGUACACUCAGUCACACAGAGGUUUCUGUGGUGUUUGGAGAGGUCAUUUAUUUUUUAUUUAACCAGGUUAGUAUAACCAUCCUCUGUUCCUCUGCCUGUCUGAAAGAGCCUGUGAUGGACGGCUGGCUGUCAGAAAGAAAGCAGAAGUGUAAAGUGGCUCGCUGUGGUGAAGGAGCACAUGCUCCACCACAGACACGAGCAUCAGACUCGCUGUAAGGUCUGCUGGAAACAAAGAUGGAAGGUUCGCUCUUCUGAAACUCACUCGUGUACCGUCUGCACAUAGAAAACACUUAGAGGCACAGGUACAGUCAGCUGUUGCGUGUAACUGACCUGUCUGUUACUAGCCACAGAGCGCUAAGCCACGGCAGUAAGGUUCUCUUUAUAAACCGCUCGCUCACCGUGCUGAUGUCUGUCACAGAGCAAAGACACUGAAGGAAAGAGACCAGCAUUAGCUCCUCUGCAGGAACCAGGUACCCCGAGGGCAGUGACUGCAAAUGUACUUUAGACCUUUCAUGGCAGUAGUCGAUGUAAUUGGCAGUUCACUGUUUGCUUUUCCUGGUUUACGAUUACUGCCAACUCUGAAUUGAUUAAUGCUUGAUAGAAACUAACAUAUAAACAAAUAUUUCAGCAUUAGGUGAAUUAGUCUUUUAUAAAGGGUGCCUUACUCCUCACAGGUAAAUGUGGGCUGUAGCUGACAGAGUGCAUGUGAUGGCUCACCUGAAUCCAGCUCUCAGUACCUCAGAUGUCCACACAGUGGCACCAGCUGACAGACUGGCGCCGUCUGAUUGGAUGAGAGCUGACGCUGCACCUCUCUUGGUGCUAACGUCGCCCUCUGGUGUUACCUGUGGAGUCUUACUGCACACACACACAGCAGAUGUCUCGCUGGUUUCAGUUGGUUUUACGUGAACACGAGUAGGUGACGACUUCACAUAGAGAUGCUGCAAUAACCCGAGCAUGACGAGCUUUCACAUACGAUAAAGACAUGACGGUGGUGGAUUUGUCCUGAGGACUUCAGUGUUGUUAGGAAAAAUGACGACAACAAUAAUAAUAGUUUUACAGUGUUUUAGAACAAGCACAAGGCAGAUGUCUUAAUAUAGUUAGCAUUAAUAUUCUGGAGGGAAAUAUCAGAUUGAUUUAAUGGUUCUGAUCUGGAGGGAUUCUAUUACUGAUGAUGUAGAUGGAAAAAGAGAAAAUGUUUUCUUUCUUGUUUUGGUUGUGAAUAAUUAAACAAGUUGAUUUGAA
This is a messenger RNA of Maylandia zebra (zebra mbuna), 5524 nucleotides long. It is a transcript of the gene vps37c, whose product is annotated as VPS37C subunit of ESCRT-I. NCBI's taxonomy places the organism in Eukaryota, Metazoa, Chordata, Actinopteri, Cichliformes, Cichlidae. Gene Ontology annotation, biological process: protein targeting to membrane; protein targeting to vacuole; ubiquitin-dependent protein catabolic process via the multivesicular body sorting pathway. Gene Ontology annotation, cellular component: ESCRT I complex. The record is from RefSeq and is a predicted model, not a curated record.